AUGAAAGAGGAGGCUAUCCUCUCGUAUUUGGUAAGGGAGGAUGCGAAGAAGACGAUGAUAGAGAUUCAGAGUGAUCGCACUGUUAAAUUAACAGUGAUAAUAAAGGAUAUGGAUGUGAUGAAGAGCUGUGUCCUGGUGAAUACGAAGCUGAAGGAUUAUAAAUGUUGGGCGACAAGAACUGAGGAUCAGUUGCCCUGGAGAGGUGAUAAAGAAGAUGUGUCCCUCUCAUUUGGCGAAGUGUGGUAA
Messenger RNA from Necator americanus (New World hookworm), 246 nucleotides. RefSeq lists its product as uncharacterized. The transcript has 2 exons. NCBI's taxonomy places the organism in Eukaryota, Metazoa, Nematoda, Chromadorea, Rhabditida, Ancylostomatidae. The record is from RefSeq and is a predicted model, not a curated record. Bases 1 to 246 code for a protein of 81 amino acids.